ACGCAUUUAAAAGCCGUGGUAGGAGAACGUUGCGUGUGUGCAAAAAAGGGAGUCACGGUCAGUUGUGAGGCGUGUAUUAUUCCCCGUAAAUUGUACUUGUAAGUUGACCAUGGCGAUGGCACUACAGAGAAAAACGAACGUGCGGCUGCCACCUGAGGUGAACCGGGUCCUCUACGUGCGUAACCUGCCGUACAAGAUUACCGCCGAGGAGAUGUACGACAUCUUUGGCAAGUUCGGAGCCAUCCGUCAAAUUAGAGUCGGCAACACGCCCGAGACGCGCGGCACCGCCUUCGUCGUGUACGAGGACAUCUUCGACGCCAAGAACGCGUGCGACCACCUGUCCGGCUUCAACGUCUGCAACCGCUACCUGGUGGUGCUCUACUACCAGCCCAACAAGGCCUUCAAAAAGAUGGACGCGGACAAGAAGCGGGACGAGCUGGACAAAAUGAAGGCCAAAUACAACUUGAAUGAAACAAAAUGAUGUGCAAGCGUUGCGUGUAAACUUUUUGUGCCGAUCAUAUGCUGAAAUGUGCUCUUGUGCCUGUUUGUUUCCGAGGGGAGGGGACUGGGGGGGAUCGGGGAGGGUGUAAUCCAUGAUCUUGUCCGAUAAAUGUCACGCUCCUCGCAUGCUCGCGUUCAUCUUUUCGUCAUAGUCGUACAUGGAGAACCGACCGUAAAUACACAUCUAUGCGAGGA
Pollicipes pollicipes is the source of this 696-nucleotide messenger RNA. It is a transcript of the gene Sf3b6, whose product is annotated as splicing factor 3b subunit 6. The coding region runs from base 110 to 481 and encodes 123 amino acids. Gene Ontology annotation, molecular function: mRNA binding. Lineage: Eukaryota; Metazoa; Arthropoda; Thecostraca; Pollicipedomorpha; Pollicipedidae. The transcript has 4 exons. The record is from RefSeq and is a predicted model, not a curated record. Gene Ontology annotation, cellular component: nucleus; cytoplasm.